Molecule: messenger RNA, 4206 nt
Organism: Dinoponera quadriceps
Lineage: Eukaryota; Metazoa; Arthropoda; Insecta; Hymenoptera; Formicidae
Gene: Myo31DF
Product: myosin-IA
Exons: 15
Coding region: 1-3054 (1017 amino acids)
Biological process (GO): vesicle transport along actin filament; actin filament organization
Cellular component (GO): myosin complex; vesicle; microvillus
Molecular function (GO): ATP binding; microfilament motor activity; actin filament binding
Source: RefSeq, a predicted model, not a curated record
AUGGCGAGCCACGAUGAAGUCGGUAUCGGCGACUUCGUGCUGCUGGACGAGAUCACCGUCGAGAGCGUGGUGCAGAACCUGAAGAAGAGAUUCAACGGAGGAAAGAUUUACACGUACAUCGGCGAGGUGUGCGUGAGCGUGAAUCCUUACAGAUACACCAAUAUCUACGAUGCGGAUCAAAUUAAUAAAUACAAAGGCAGGGAGCUGUUCGAGAAUCCGCCGCACAUCUUCGCGAUCGCGGACGCAGUGCAAAAAGAGAUGAAGCAACAAGGCCGGGACACAUGUAUAGUGAUAAGCGGCGAAUCGGGCUCCGGUAAAACGGAGGCCAGCAAAAUCAUUAUGAAAUAUAUCGCUGCCGUUACAAAUCUGAGCGGUCAACAGGAGAUCGAGAGGGUCAAGAACAUCCUCAUCCAGUCGAACUCGAUUCUGGAGGCGUUCGGCAACGCCAAGACGAACAGGAACGACAACUCGUCGCGCUUCGGCAAGUACAUGGACAUCAACUUCGAUUUCAAGGGGGACCCCGUGGGCGGACACGUGACCAAUUACCUCUUAGAGAAGUCGCGGGUGGUCUACCAGCAGAAGGGGGAACGCAAUUUUCACUGUUUCUACCAGCUGCUAAGUGGCUGCGGCGAGCCCGAGUUGAACAAAUUACGCCUGGUUCGCGACCCGGCGGCCUACUACUUCAUCGGCAACGGAAAUAAUAAUAAGGCGCCCACCUCCGACAGAAGCGACUACAAGACCGUGAACAGCGCCAUGUCCAUGCUCGGAUUCUCGCCGAACGAGAUACAGACCGUCUGGAGUAUCAUCGCCGGUAUCCUGCACCUGGGCAACGUCACCUUCAGGCUGGACGACGACAAGCUUUUGGUGCAAAAUCAUUCCGCCUUGAACGACACCGCCAAUUUAUUCUCCAUCAGCUCGAGGGACCUGAGCACCGCCCUCUCGCAGAGAGUCAUAGCGGCCGGUGGCGAGGUCAUGCAGAAGACUCACACGUUGAUAGAAGCUGAGUAUGGCAGAGACGCCUUAGCGAAGGCUAUAUACGAGCGCUUGUUCACGUGGAUAGUAUCACGCGUCAAUGACUCGAUCAACGUGAACGAUCUCGACAGCGUGAAGCGGUACGGAACGGUGAUCGGAGUACUGGACAUCUAUGGCUUCGAAAUUUUCGACGCAAACAGCUUCGAGCAAUUUUGCAUCAAUUACUGCAACGAAAAGCUGCAGCAACUCUUUAUCGAAUUGGUUCUCAAACAAGAACAAGAGGAGUACCAGAGGGAGGGGAUAGCUUGGCAACACAUUGAGUAUUUUAACAAUCAAAUCAUCUGCGAAUUGGUCGAGCAAUCUCACAAAGGGAUGAUAGCGAUCAUGGAUGAGGCUUGCCUUAACGUUGGGAAAGUCACCGAUGAGAUGCUACUCGACGCGAUGGACAAGAAGCUAGCGGAUCACAAGCACUACAGCUCCCGACAGUUGAAGCCGAUGGACAAAGGACUGCAACAUAAAAUCGAAUUUAAAAUCAAGCACUACGCCGGUGACGUGGUUUACAAUAUCAACGGCUUCCUCGACAAGAACAAGGACACCCUCUUCCAAGAUUUCAAACGUCUGCUCUAUAAAAGCAAUAACUCUUUGAUUAGUAAGAUGUGGCCCGAGGGUGCGCAGAAUAUUCUAAAGACGACAAGAAGGCCUUACACCGCUGGCACGUUAUUCCGCAAUUCCAUGAUCGAGCUGGUGAAAAAUCUAACGAGUAAAGAGCCUUUCUACGUGAGAUGCAUAAAACCGAACGAGGUAAAGUCCCCGGUGGUGUUCGACGAAGAGAGAGUGAAUCAUCAAGUGAGAUACCUCGGUCUCGUGGAGAACAUACUGGUGAGACGCGCCGGUUUCGUGUACAGACAACGAUACGACAGAUUCCUGAAAAGGUACAAAAUGAUAUCACAGUACACAUGGCCGAACUUCCGAGGUGGCGACGACAAGGACGGUGUGCGCACGCUGAUGGACGAGAAACACUUCUCGAACGACGUCAUGUAUGGCCAUACGAAGAUCUUCAUUCGCUCGCCGCAAACUCUGUUCGCGUUGGAAAAAGCUCGCAGCGAGUUGAUACCGGGCAUCGUGGUGCUCCUGCAGAAGCAAUGGCGAGGAUACCUGUGCCGUCAGAACUACAAGAAGAUGAAGGCCGCGCUGGUUCUGAUGAAGCACUACGUCGAGUACAAGCGGCGCGUUUACAUCAUCAAGCUGGAGCAGACGUUCAGGACUGCGAAGAAGAUGCGGGACUACGGCAAGCAUCUGCCCUGGCCGCCGGAGAACUUUGCCGUGAGAAACGUGAUGCCCGCUCUGAAGAACAUGUACGCCAGAUGGUGGGCGUGGAUGGUACUCAAGGUGAUUCCACGGGAGGAUUGGCCGCAGCUACGACUGAAGAUGGCAGCAGGCGCCGUGUUGCGCUCGAAGCGACCUUACUGGGGCCAAGAUCGCCGAUGGGAGGGAAACUAUUUGUCCAAGCAGGACGAGAAUCGGCACAACGAUGUUUUCAAUUCAUCGAUCAACAAUCUACGAAACAACGACCACUUCAAGGCUGUCUUGUUCAGCGCGUUUAUCAAGAAGACCAACAGAUUCAACAAGCCUGCGGACCGCGUCCUGGUGGUGACGGAGCACGCUGUCUACAAACUGGACGAUGUCAAGUUCAAGAGUAUGAAGAAGGGCGUGCCGAUUGCGGAGAUCACUGGUCUGAGUGUGUCGCCCGGGAGGGAUCAGCUUAUCACCAUUCACUCCAACCGCGGAAACGAUUUCGUUCUGUCGAUCAACGCUGAGGACGACAGGGUCGGAGAGCUCGUCGGCAUACUCAGCAACCGAUACUAUCAAUUGCGCGGUGCUGAUCUGCACGUCACCGUGGGCGUAAGAUUCAAGUGUAUGCUAGGCAACAAGAGCAAAACAUUGCGCGUCGAAGUGAUGUCCGACGUGAGCGAGCCCACGUUCAAGAAGGACGGUGACACCAUCAUCUACGCCAUUCCAGCGUCGUUGAAAAUCAUCGAUAAUGGCCCAAGUACAAGACUGGAUAUUCGCACGGCCAGUUAAAGUCCUAUGAACCGUCCAAUCGCCGACACACGUUAUGCUCUUGCUUAACGAGUGUCGGGUAUACAUUUUUUAAUGUUAUAUCGAAGCUUAAAGCUUUAUCGACCGUUGUGCCUGCAUAAUAAAUAUACUUAUUGGAUGUUAGAGGAGGAAAUGCGAGAGAAAGACGUGCAGUACAAGUUAUAUGACACACACACAUACACACACGCGCGCGCGCGCAUGAGCCGAUCGCGUGGUAUGUACAGGCGUGUAGGAGAAAUAUUUGUUUUUCGUUCUCCGCACCGUCGAAUAUUUCCACACGACGCAUUUAUUUGUAAAUACUACAUAAUAUUAUAAAUAUUGUUAGAUUUUAAUUGCGCGAAGAGACGAGAAGUGUGGACCUCCAAACGUGAGUUCUUUCGCAUCGAAAUGCAUUUAUACCUGUACACGUAAAUUAUACGCGAGAGAGAGAAAGAGAGAUGAUUCUUGUGGAAGAUAAUCGGAUUUACGUUUCUCGGAGAAAACGGACGCCGACUUUCUACGCCGAUUAGGAAGCCAAUUUCUCAUCGUGACCCCAGCGUGAGCAUCGUGCGUGUUUAUCACGGCCUUCUACUUACUAUUUAUACCGUAGAGAUCGGACUAUUUUUUAAAACAUUUUUUACACAUGAAAAACGUUACCGCGCGCAAGCAUGAUACAUAUAAUUAUAGAAAUGUUAACCGCGCAGUGCUUAUAAACUCGCGACACUAUACGUGUGACGAAAGAGUUAUAUAUACACACAUAUUUAUAUAUAUGUACAUUAUUUUCCAAAGAGUUUUGUAUUCUUCCAUCAUGUACUUAGGAUAAAAGAGAUUCUAUAUAAACACAUACCACGCGAGAGAGUAACGUUAAUCAAAAUACACAUGUGUUGCUUUGAUGCAAUUGACGCGCGAAAAAAUUACUGUACACUGCCACAGAGUCCUUGUUAAUUCUUGUGACAGAAUAUUGGUGGGACAAUUUAUUGGGAGCCAGUCUAUCUCGCUCUAUCGAAUGUGCGCGAUAUAUUUAUAGGAAGAUGACACACACACACACACACACACAGUUACAUUAUUUCGAAUCGACCAUUGUGAUCGCAAAGCGUUUUAGGACAUGUUGAGAAUUGUGCCAUUGUUAGAAAAUAAAGUGAAAUCUUCACACUA